Messenger RNA from Sphaerodactylus townsendi, 2369 nucleotides. RefSeq names its product DnaJ heat shock protein family (Hsp40) member A3 (gene DNAJA3). The record is from RefSeq and is a predicted model, not a curated record. Bases 49 to 1446 code for a protein of 465 amino acids. Gene Ontology annotation, biological process: response to heat; negative regulation of apoptotic process; protein folding. NCBI's taxonomy places the organism in Eukaryota, Metazoa, Chordata, Lepidosauria, Squamata, Sphaerodactylidae. Gene Ontology annotation, cellular component: mitochondrion. Gene Ontology annotation, molecular function: heat shock protein binding; protein kinase binding; ATP binding. The transcript has 12 exons.
GGCCGGUGGAGGAGGACGCGCAAGCGCCGUGCGGCCGGGUCCCCCAAGAUGGCUGCCGUGUGCUUCUCACGCUGGCUGAGGGUGGCGGCGGUCGCGUUGGGGGCACGGCGGUGGCCGCUGGCCCUGCGCCUGACUCGGGGGCUCAGCGCGGGGCUGGGGACGCUCCCGACCUGCUCGGUGGCGGCGCCGCGGCUCGGGAGCCACUCCGGGUUUGGACCUCCUCCUUUCAUGCACACUGCCCUGUUUCACACCAGUGCCAGGACCUGUGCCAAGGAGGAUUUAUACCAGGUUUUGGGAGUACCUCGAACAGCCAGCCAGAAGGAGAUCAAAAAGGCCUAUUACCAGCUUGCCAAGAAGUAUCACCCAGAUACCAACAAAGAUGAUCCUAAAGCAAAGGAGAAGUUUUCCCAGCUGGCUGAAGCCUACGAGGUCUUGAGUGACGAGGUGAAGCGGAAGCAGUACGACACCUACGGCACCGCCGGCUUUGACCCCGGCUCAGCAGGGUCUGGGCAGCAGUACUGGGGGAGAGGGCCCACUGUGGACCCCGAAGAGCUCUUCCGGAAGAUCUUUGGGGAGUUUUCUGGGUCUCCCUUUGGGGACUUCCGCAGUGUCUUUGACCAGCCCCAGGAGUACAUCAUGGAGCUAACGUUCACUCAGGCAGCCAAGGGUGUGAAUAAGGAGAUGGUGGUGAACAUCAAUGAUGCCUGCCAGCGCUGUGACGGCCAAGGCCACGAGCCGGGCACCAAAGUGCAGCACUGCCACUACUGCAACGGCACUGGCAUGGAGACUAUCAAUACGGGCCCCUUUGUGAUGCGCUCGACAUGCCGGAGGUGUGGUGGCCGUGGCUCUGUCAUGACGACCCCGUGUGCUCUGUGUCGAGGCACAGGCCAGACCAAGCAGAAGAAGUCGGUGACGGUCCCAGUUCCAGCAGGUGUGGAGGAUGGACAGACUGUUCGAAUGCCUGUGGGCAAGAAGGAAAUCUUCAUCACCUUCAGGGUUCAGAAAAGUCCUGUGUUCAGGAGAGAUGGCGCAGAUAUUCAUUCGGAUCUCCUCAUCUCGGUGGCUCAGGCUGUCCUAGGCGGGACAGCCCGCACGCCGGGCCUCUACGAGACCAUCAGCAUCACGAUACCCGCUGGUAUUCAGUCAGAUCAGAGGAUCCGGAUGAGUGGGAAAGGCAUUCCAAGAGUGAACAGUUAUGGCUAUGGAGACCACUACAUUCAUAUAAAAAUCAGGAUUCCCAAGAGGCUGACUGACCGCCAGCGAGCCUUGAUGCUUAGCUAUGCAGAAGAUGAGACGGAGGUGGAAGGGACCGUGGACGGAGUUACAAACACCUCCACAGGUGGCUGGGGUGCGGCUAGAGCGGGGGCAGGCAAGGACAGGCCGGAGACAGGGGACAGCCAAGAGGAGGGGUUCCUAGCGAAACUUAAGAGAAUGUUUCGCUCCUGAACCGCCCCCGAGGAAAACGUUCUGCUGGAAACUAGGCUUGGAUGGCUGCAGUCCGGGGGCUGGAGGAAAAGGGAGCCCAGAACCUGCCCACGGAGCCCAGCCAGAUGCUUGAGCUCGAGGCCCGCUGGUGGGGACGGUGGAGCAGCCAUCUUUGCAACAUCGACCCCAGGAGGGGUGAAGGACCGACCUACCGUGGAGAAUUGGUCCCCUCCUGCUGUUGUGGACAGAUGGGAAUCUGAACAGGCUGAGUGAGCUUGACCUCUGGCUAUCCCAAGGUUUUGACGAGGGGGGAGAACUGAGUCCCUGGAGAGAAGGGCGGCUUCCCUGUUUCCUUUCCCCUCCCCCUUGGAGGGAGGUGUGGUUCCGGAGGAGAGGCCUAUAGCAAUUUCCUCUCGGUUGUCGAGCAGCAGUUAAAUCGCUCCCUCUCAGUGAGUUUUGCCCUUUGCACUUAAGGGGGGGGCUAGCAUUAGGGGUGGCUCGACACAAUCCCUCUUUGCGCAGGUCUUGCUCUCUUGUAAAGGAUAGUGGCACGUAGGCUGCUUGGUCUGUGGUCACGUAGGGUGAUCGCUCGUUGAUCUUGGCCUUUGCCCCCAAGUUGGGAAGCCCUGGCCAGCCGCCACGUCUGCACUUAGCACACGUGAAUGCUUCGGAAGUGCAGAAUUGGAGGGCGGAGGGAGAGGGCCUCUUUCCUUUUGCAUCUUGUCGUGCUCCUGGCUGGGGAAGGGACAACUGUUAGAGGGGUGGGGGCCAGUCUCUGCGUGAUCCCCACAGCCAGGCAUUUGUGUUCUCUUCAUUUGACACCCCCCCGCCCACACAAACCUGUUACCAAGCAGUGCGCGUAGCCACCCAACAAAGUCCGUUAGGUGUAUUCAAGGUUAAUGUAAAUAAUAGAAUUGCUCUAUAAAAAUGUUUAAUUUGUUUUA